GAAGUGAUGGCCCAGGCAAAGGAGAAGAUUAAAGCAUCAGAAACCAACAAUGAAGAGGACCAGACCUGGGACGUACCAGAAAAAGACUAAAAAAAUGGUGGUCCUAAAUAAGCUCAAAAGAGCUAAAGGAAAACAUGGACAAAGAACUAAAGGAAAUCAGGAAAACAACAGGUGAACAUGAAGUGAAUGUCUCUAGAGAGAUGGAAAUAAUGAAAAAGAACCAAACAGAGCUGAAAACCACAGUAACAGAAACUAAAAAUUCCUUAGGAGGGUUCAGCAGCAGAUUAGAGCUGGCAGAAGAAUUGACUCAGUAAAGUUGAAGAUAAGAAAAAUUGAAAUCAUCCAGCCUGUGGAGCAGAAAGAAAAAAGAAUGAAGGAAAGUGAACAGAGCCUGAGGAAUCUAUGGGACAUACACCAUCAGGCAUAUACCAAUAUACACCUCUGGUAAAGAUAUUGACACGGGCUGGGUUUCCAUAAUGGCUGAAGCAAUGAAAUCUCAACACAUUAUGGAGGCUUCACAUGCUGCCAGAACUCUGGCUAAUCUAGACCGAGAAACUGUGCAAGAAAAAUAUCGUGAUGGCGUUUAUGUGCUACACCCCCAGUACCGCACAAGUGAGCCGAUUAAAGCCGAUGUCCUUUUCAUUCAUGGCCUGAUGGGAGCAGCAUUUAGAACGUGGCGCCAGCAGGACUGUGAUCAGGUUUUAAUUGAAAAGGCGUCUGAGGAUGAAGAUAGGUAUACGACGUGUUGGCCCAAGACAUGGUUAGCAAGAGACUGUCCUGCUCUUCGAAUUAUAUCUGUGGAGUAUGACACAAGCCUUAGUGACUGGAGAGCAAGAUGCCCAAUGGAAAGAAAGUCCAUUGCAUUCAGAAGUGACGAACUUCUUAGGAAGCUCAGAGCUGCUGGUGUCGGGGACAGGCCGAUGAUCUGGGUAUCUCAUAGCAUGGGAGGUCUUCUUGUCAAAAAGAUGCUGUUGGAAGCCUCUAAGAAGCCAGAAAUGAGUACUGUUAUAAACAACACCAGGGGAAUGAUUUUUUACAGUGUUCCUCAUCAUGGAUCCCAUUUGGCUGAGUACUCUGUUAAUGUUCGCUAUCUUCUUUUUCCCUCCUUGGAAGUCAAAGAACUCAGCAAAGAUUCUCCUGCACUUAAAACACUACAGGAUGACUUUUUGGCAUUUGCUAAAGGCAAAAAUUUCCAGGUGCUGAAUUUUGUAGAAACACUCCCAACCACUAUUGGCAGCAUGCUUAAACUCCAUGUGGUAUCUGUGGAAUCAGCAGAUUUAGGUAUUGGAGAUCUAAUUCCUGUGGAUGUUAACCAUUUAAACAUUUGUAAGCCAAAGAAAAAGGAUGCUUUUUUGUAUCAACGUACCUUACAAUUCAUCCGUGAAACUUUAGCCAAAGACCUUGAAAACUAAGCCGUCAUCUUCUGUUUUUCAUAUGUGAACACAUGGCAAGAAAUCUUGUGGUUUUUUUUUUUUUUUUUUUUUUAAAGCUCCAAGCAACCAUGCAAGCAUAGUGAUGAUGGCAUCAACACAGUCUGGAAUAUGUUACAGGCAGCAGAACACUGUUCUCAGUUCAGGAACUGGAAAGCAGAGAAAUAGCAGUCAAAGGAUGAAGGACUAAGAUUCCUUCAACUUACGAGAAAUGCCUUGUGUGCCUGUUUGUUCCCCAGUGUUGUGCCUACAGGCAGGGAUGGGAGCUGCCAGGGAUGAGAAUAACCUUUCUCAUCCAUGACUGGUUCUGGGCUCACACUGGGAGGGGCACUGGUGGUGCUGAAAGGAGAACCAUCGUCAACUCAUCACAAAAAUGCUGCUUGCAGAGUACCUAAAAUGGAGAGAAGGAUGAACCAGAACAUAAAAGAGACAGACUGGUUUUUUUCCUAGGGAUCCAUGUGCUGUGAAUUUUUAAAACAUAGUGUAAAUCGUCUACUGCUUUAUCAUUAACUUGUUAUGCAUGGCUCAGUUUUGUUCUGUGUUUUUAUUUUCAUAUUGCUGAGAACAAAUCUUUUUUUUUUUUUAAUAUUUAUAUGAAUUCUUUCCAGGCUGUGGCUACCUAUACUUAUAAUUUGUCCCAGAUAAGGAUAAAGUAGCUAAUCCAUUAUUGAUCAUAGUAUGAAAUAAAACUUCUAAGCCAUUAUAUAUAUUAAUAAUAAUAAGAGCCUCAGAUUUUAUUUAGCUAAAUGUAUCUUUCUUGUUCACUGGAAGUAGUAUUAAUUGACCUGGAACAUGUGAGAAAUAGGAAAUCAUGUUGGUGGGCUUUUCAAAAAAGUAAUUUUAAUAAUCAAGCUAUCACUGACAUAUAAUAAAAUCCAUCCUUUUUAAGUGUACAGUUCAUUAGUAUAUUCAGAGUUGUGUAUUAGUUAUAUCACUAAUUUCAGAAUAUUUUCAUUACUCCCAAACAAGUAACCCUAUAUCCAUUAGCAGUCACUCUCCAGUCCCCUCUUCUCCCAGCUCCUGGCAACCACUAAUCUAUUUAGGGGCAUUUCCUAUUAAAGGAAUCAUACAAUAAGGCCUUUUGUGACCAGCUUCUUUCAUUUAACAUGUUUUCAAAAAGUUUAUCCAUGAGGCAGUACUUCUAUUUUUAGCUGAAUAAUAGUCCAUUGUAUGGAUGUGCCGCAUUUAGUUUAUCUGUUCCUCAGUUACUGGACAUUUGAGUUCUUGCCAUUUUGGGGCUAUUAUGAAUAAUGCUGCUAUUAAGAUUCAUAUACAAAUUUUUGUGUGGGUAUAUAUUUUCCGUUCUCUUGCGUAUACGCCUAGGAAGGGAAUUGCAAAGUCAUACGGUAAGUCUGUGUUUAACUUUCAGAAAAUGGUGGAUUUUAUAGAAUGGGAUAGUCAAAGCUAAAACUAGGGUACUAUACCAUCUGAAGGUAAACUGGGGUCAUCCACCAGUAAGCCCUAAGAACAACUAAUGUUUACUUUUGCAACAACACAAGUGACUUAACUACUGGUUUUAUUGUGUAGAUACAGUGAAUAUUUGAGGCAUUCCCCCCUGAGUUUUCAUCUCUCUGUAAUAUGAAAGACUUCUGUGUGAUUUGGUUUUUGAUAUUUGGUGUAAAAAUUAUAUCCAUGAGAAAAAUGUAAACAUAGUCAAUAAAUGUCAUUUUAAAGUACUUACA
Molecule: messenger RNA, 3112 nt
Organism: Choloepus didactylus (southern two-toed sloth)
Lineage: Eukaryota; Metazoa; Chordata; Mammalia; Pilosa; Megalonychidae
Gene: SERAC1
Product: serine active site containing 1
Exons: 8
Coding region: 477-1412 (311 amino acids)
Source: RefSeq, a predicted model, not a curated record